UUAGGUACYUUUCGUUUCGUUCAAGAUGUCGGCAGACAGUCGUGUUUGUGUAUGRAGUACUCUUUUCGUCAUGUUUACAUGAAAAUUUCCGGCCUUUUCCUCUCGUUUGUAAUCGUUUACAAGUAGGCAAGGGUCCACUGGUUAUAGUSCUASCAUUUAMGACCGUUUUCCUCUUCUUCAACAGUUUCAAGUAUGGGCCAAACUUUAUCAGAACCUGUUACUACCAAAGAGACUUCCUCAUGUUCAAACAAGCAAUUCAAAGUCGGGUCAUCCUGUAUGCAGGGCUGGAGAAUAAACAUGGAGGAUGCUCACACUGAGAUUCUGUCUUUGAAAGAGGACAAAUCAGCUGCCUUCUUUGGUGUUUAUGAUGGCCAUGGAGGUGCAAGAGUAGCACAAUAUGUUGGCAAAUUUUUACAGCAUAAAAUAACUGCCCAACCAGCUUGGAGCAAAGGAAAUGUUAGUGAGGCCCUAAAGAGUGGAUUUCUAUCUUGUGAUGUAGAUAUGCUUAAAGAUGAGCAAAUGAAAGAUGAGAUGGCUGGUACAACAGCUAAUGUUGUGGUUAUAAAAAACAAUAAAGUUUAUUGUGCUAAUGUGGGUGAUUCACGGUGCAUAGCCAGUAGAAGAGGAGCAGUAGAACAGCUUUCAUAUGAUCAUAAACCCAGUAAUGAAGAAGAAACCAGAAGAAUAAUAGCUGCUGGAGGUUGGGUAGAGUUCAACAGAGUCAAUGGUAAUCUAGCCCUGUCCAGGGCACUGGGUGAUUUUUGUUUUAAAAGAAAUGAUAAAAAAUCUCCUGAAGAACAGAUUGUUACAGCAAUGCCAGAUGUAAUAACAAAAGAGAUCACCCCUGAUUAUGAGUUUAUAAUUCUGGCAUGUGAUGGUAUUUGGGAUGUGUUAUCUAAUCAAGAAGUAGUUGAUUUUGUUAGAUCAAGAAUAGCUCAGAGAAUGGAACCAGAGCAGAUAUGCGAGGAGCUGUUAACACGGUGUCUAGCACCUGACUGUCAGAUGGGAGGAUUGGGCUGCGAUAACAUGACUGUCAUUCUUGUGUGCCUCCUGAAUUCACAAACUUAUGAAGAACUGUGUGAAAAGUGUACUCAACCAAGUGAUGCUCAUCAGCGGCCUAUCAAYGGCAAGGACAGUGGAUUUUAUUAAUAGAUUAUCAAGUUAUUAUUAGAAGGGUUUAUUUGUGAGUGUUUCAUUUGAAAGAAAAGCAGUAAUGUGUGGUUACUAGUCCUUUCUGUCAAAUAUAUUGGAGAAGGACUGGUAAUUUUAAUUGAUUAUUAUAAGACUGCAAGCAAUAUGUUGUCCACUCUGAUURGUUAGUACUUGGUUCAAUUUUUCAACAUCUUCCAGUGUCCUUGAUGUAAUGUUCUGAAAUAAGAACGAAAGUAAAAUUAGCAUAACAUAAAGAAAGAAACAUAAACCAUUGUAUCAGUAAGCUAUACGAUAUUGUGUGGAAGAUAGGACUAACGAAAACCUAUUCUGAACCAUUUUAUCAUGAUGUGAUCAAUACAGCCUACAUAAAUUUGACUUAUUAUCAGGAUAGGUUUUACAAAAUUCUUCCUCAGAGCCGGCAAUUCAAAAUUCCAUUAAGAAAUAUCUUUUGUUACUAGGUUUAUGACCUUAUUGUUGUUGAUUGAUAUCUUAUAUAAUUGUUAUUGUCAUUUCAGUAUGUUAUUUAAUUGUAAAUCAGGGUUAUACAGCAGUAUUGCUUGUAGUCUUAUAUGACACCAAGUGUUUUAACCUGUGAGUAUAGGCAAUUAUGAUUAAUGCCUAUCAAAUAAUUUCAAAGCCUCAUUUUGUUCUAAAAGGACAAAAAAGUGCUUUUAUAUUUGCACCUAAUUACAAAAAGGCUGUCAUAAAAGGGAGAAUAUUAGUAAUUUACCAAGAAAGGUAAUAAUAAUUCAUUGCAGAAUCAAAAAAGCUCAUCUUAAGAUUGUACACACUACAGUUUAAACAGGAGAAUAGGCUUUUUCUACUUAAGAACCAGGAAAACACAAGCAGAAACAGAAGCACAAGCAUAAGAAAAUGAAAACAUUUUUAUUUUCUUAUGUGUAUACUUAUGUUGAAAAGUUCAUAUGGCAGCACUCUUGCAAGUAGGCAUGUACAACAUUGAUAAAACUUGCAUAUAUGGCAGAUUAUAGGAUCAUAAACAAGCUGAGAUCUCAGCUACAGUGAUGUUUAUAAUCUCCAUGUGAAUGUGAUGUUUCAUGGUUGUAAAAAGACAAUAUCCUGAAAAYAACAAACCUAUAAAAUUCAACAUUGUACUAAAGUCACAGAAGUUCAUUGAUAGAGCUUGUGGCUAGCAAGAUUCAUUAGGGUCUGUUUAUGUGCGAGGGAUUCUCCCUUUCAUUUCUACUUAUUAGUACUCUUGGGAUCCCUGUCUUCUCACAUGACUGCCAGGCAGAGAUGAUACCACAAGGAUCCUAAGAGGACAAAAUGAAGUGGUGUCAGAAGGUUUUCUUUACUGCUCUGUGGUAUUGUUCAUUUUGAAUUCAAAAGAGAGUGCUACUAUGCGGAACAGAAAACCCCACAUUGAAGCUAUUGGCAAGAUUGUUUUGUAGAAAAAAAAAUCAACGAUUUUUAUGGUUUUCUGGAAUUCACUAUUUCCAUAUUCUGGCAUGACCUGUUACGRGGGUCUUUUUGGAAAGAGUCAGAAAUUUUAGGCCAUGUUUUGUUUUUAUCACUUAAAGAGGUUGUCACUUCUCAAUCAACCGGAAAACCAUGCCAUGUGAACGGACCCUUAGACCAUAUCACCUGUUAUAUAUCUUUUUUGGUGUUUUCAAGAUUGAAAUGAAUACUUGUCGCACACAUCAGCUAAUAUUCUGGUUUUAACGAAUUUUUCCGUGUCAAAUGAAAUGAAGUGUGUGUCAAAAAAGGGGAAGAAGGACCACCUCGGUAUGAAGUGUUUAACUUUGAAAUGUUGCUUGUCACCACAUGGAGACUAUUUCCUCCUGUUUCAAUUUUAUCUUGAUUUCCUAUUUUGUCAGCUUUCCUUGUGGCACCAGCGUUAGGCCCAGUUCAUUUGUAGUAUUUGACACGUGCACAAUUCACGCGACUUACCGAUACAUGUGAAAUUCGCCGUUUGGAUAAUUUGAAUUCGACAGUUCCGAAUCAAUWCUCGACUGAGCCAAAUUAAUCAUUUGUUGAUUGUAAAUAGAUUUUUUUUCGUUCGCUUUUAACAAUCUGAUUGACCCGAAAAAAAGUAAUCUUUGUCAAUGAGGAGAUAUUUUUAACAGAGUUAUUGGAAAUUGCGAUAAGCAUUGUUGAAUUGUGUGUUGUAUCAUAUCAGCGAAUUAGUUACUAGUAAUAAUUCAACAUGUAUUGUCUCCAAUUAAUUCUCGAUUGUACAAAAUUAAGGUCGCAGUUUGAAAUUUUGAAUGUCUCUCGAUAACCCAGGAUCUGUUGAGUGGGGACCGCUCGUCCCAAUUCUUGGGUCACUCAAAAAAAAGCUACUGGGUUUUUGGAGAUAAAUGUCUAUUUUAAUGUAGCAAGGCAGUCAUUUGAUUCUUUUUUACAAUAAAACACGUGACGGUUAUCUUUUAUGACUUCAUUUUAAGAUUUACAGCGGGAUUUACAGGCUUUUGAUAGAUUUUGUAAUAUAAAUUACCGAUGUUUGUGUGUUUAGUAGUAAUAUUACUGCGUACAGAUUUCAUUUAGUAAUAUAUACAUAUUAUAAAGUGAAUAAUUUUAUGUUUUAACAAUGUAUUAAAUAUUGUCAAAUAUUUAUAAAAUGAAGUGUUUAAACCGAGCGAUUUGUUGUAAUCAGUUGAUUAGCCAAAUGUCAUCAUCCAAUAUUGACCAGACAUUGACCUUGCUUUUGAUAUGGUUGGUUUUAAGCCCUUCGAACGGUCUUCAAAGUAAUGUCAAAAAAAGAACAUGAAAUAGAUAUUGCAACAAUACAAUAUAACUUAG
Molecule: messenger RNA, 3912 nt
Organism: Exaiptasia diaphana
Lineage: Eukaryota; Metazoa; Cnidaria; Anthozoa; Actiniaria; Aiptasiidae
Product: probable protein phosphatase 2C T23F11.1
Exons: 12
Coding region: 193-1149 (318 amino acids)
Biological process (GO): protein dephosphorylation
Molecular function (GO): cation binding; protein serine/threonine phosphatase activity
Source: RefSeq, a predicted model, not a curated record